Molecule: messenger RNA, 626 nt
Organism: Dicrocoelium dendriticum
Lineage: Eukaryota; Metazoa; Platyhelminthes; Trematoda; Plagiorchiida; Dicrocoeliidae
Source: the annotation of a GenBank genome assembly
AUGACGCACACAGAUUGCGCGGGUGCAGCCGGUGCUUGCCAUACCGAUGUGGAUGAGCAGCGAGAUGGGAGUGAAGAUCAACAGGAUGCUGGUGUUGAUGAAUCAAGUAUUGUUGUGCAGCAGAAUGUGUCCGUGGAAGGGCGACCCGGUGGGGGUUGUUUUCUUCAGGAUGUCACGACCAAAGCUGCGGGUGCAGCAUCCUCUUGGACAUCAAAGCACCAUAUCUCGGACACGGUUCGGUACGUAGAGCCUACUGACCCAUCGGCCACAGUCCACAUUUCGAGCAGGAAUACUAAUGUGGUCCACACACAUCUAGAAUUAUAGAUACAGUACAGUUUGUCUCCAACUUGUGGUCACACAUCCCCCAAUCGAUUGAUAACAAUCAUGCACCAAUAUUCCCCCCACAUCUUCAUACCUCAUGUUUACUUUUCUAUUAAUUCCAAUUCCGUUGAUAUAAUGUGGCACAUCUUGGUGACGCAGAUAAAAUCACAACGUGACCCACAACAGCAACGAAUCGUGUUUGUCUACCUGCGUGCAACUUUCUCUCUUGCCUUCCUGCUCACAUCUUUCUCAUCUUUCUCAUGACGAUUUCGAACAGUUUAUUGGUAACAAUAAAUUCGUCUCAG